Molecule: messenger RNA, 2973 nt
Organism: Condylura cristata (star-nosed mole)
Lineage: Eukaryota; Metazoa; Chordata; Mammalia; Eulipotyphla; Talpidae
Exons: 16
Coding region: 1-2973 (990 amino acids)
Molecular function (GO): peptide antigen binding
Source: RefSeq, a predicted model, not a curated record
AUGGACAAGAUCCUUGGAACAUCCAUUUUAAUUCUAUGGCUUCAGCUAGGCUGGGUGAGUGGCCAACAAGACAAAAAGGACCAGCAGCAGGUGGAACAGCGUCCUCAAUCUGUGAAGGCUAAGGAAGGAGAGACCGCAAUUAUGAACUGUACUUAUAAGAAUAGUGCAUUUGACUACUUUCCCUGGUAUCAACAACGUUCUGGUCAAGGCCCUGAGUUACUGUUAGCCAUUCGUAUAAAUAAGAACAGAGAAGAGAAAGGAAGAUACAGUCUUUUAUCCAAUUCAAGUGUGAAAUAUUUGUCUCUGCACAUAAAGACCUUGGAGCCUGGGGACUCAGCCACCUACUUCUGUGCAGCAAGCACACAGUGCUCUCCAGGCACCUGCAGCCUGUGCCCAAACCUGCAGCUGAAGCUCCAGCCAGACCCUGUGUGUGGAGGAUCGGGAGCGCAGUCAGUGACCCAGCUGGACGCCCACGUCGUUGUCUCUGAAGGAGGCUCUUUGGAGCUGAGGUGCAACUAUUCAUAUCGUAGCUCUCCUUAUCUCUACUGGUACGUCCAGUACCCCAGUCAAGGUCUCCAGCUCAUCCUCAAGGACUAUUCAGGGAACGCCGUGGUUAAAAGCAGGGUGAGUGGCCAACAGGAGGACAAAAAGGGCCAGCAGCAGGUGGAACAGCGUCCUCAGUCUGUGAUGGUCCAGGAAGGAAAAACUGCAGUUCUGAACUGUGAAUAUGAGGACAAAGCGCUUAACAAGCCUGGUUUGGGUUCCCCAGACCCCAGAUUUUCACCUGUGCAGAUUUCCGAGAAAGGUGCUCCUUUGUCCAUCAUGACCUUGGCGUUCGCAUUGAUGCUUGAGAUGGUCCUGUUGCUGAGAGGAUCUGGAGCGCAGUCGGUGACCCAACUGGACACCCAAGUCGUUGUCUCUGAAGGAGCCUCGCUGGUGCUGAGGUGCAACUACACCAUUUCUGUUCCACCAUACCUCUUCUGGUACGUCCAGUACCCCAACCAAGGCCUCCAGCUCAUCCUGAGGUACACAUCUGGAAACAGUCUUGUUUUGGGCAUCAAGGAUUUUAAGGCUGAACAUGAAGAGGGAAAAACCUCUUUCCACCUGAGGAAAUCCUUCGUGGAGUUGAGCGACUCAGCCCAGUACUUCUGUGCAGUGAGUGACACAAUGAGUCAUGGAUGGGUGAGUGGCCAACGGGAGGACAAAAAGGGCCAGCAGCAGGUGGAACAGCGUCCUCAGUCUUUGAUGGUCCAGGAAGGAAAAACUGCAGUUCUGAACUGUGAAUAUAAGGACAAAGCGCUUAACUACUUUCCCUGGUAUCGACAAUACCCUGGUCAAGGCCUUGAACUUUUGAUAUCCAUAUAUUCCAAUAAAGAAGAAGAAGAGAAAGGAAAAUACAGACUUCUCUCCAAUAAAAGUCCUCACAGCAAGCCGGGUUUGGGUCCCCCAGACCCCAGAUUUUUACCUGUGCGGAUUACCGAGAAAGGUGCUCCUUUGUCCAUCAUGACCUUGGUGUUCGCCUUGAUGCUUGAGACGGUCCUGUUGCUGAGAGGAUCUGGAGCGCAGUCGGUGACCCAACUGGACACCCACGUCGUUGUCUCUGAAGGAGCCUCGCUGGUGCUGAGGUGCAACUACACCAUUUCUGUUCCACCAUACCUCUUCUGGUACGUCCAGUACCCCAACCAAGGCCUCCAGCUCAUCCUCAAGGACUUUUCAGGGGACACCUUGGUUAAAGGCAUCAAUGGUUUUGAGGUUAAACGUGAGACGCAAAACACUUUCCACCUGAGGAAAUCCUUCGCUGACUGGAGCGACUCAGCGCAGUACUUUUGUGCAAGGACCAAAAAGAGGGAGAAGAGAGAAGGUGUGAGAGGGGACCAGGUGCAGCAGAGCCCCCAACGCCUGAUUCUCCAGGAGGGGGCCAUCACCACGCUGAGGUGCAACUCUUCCAUUGCUAUGAACAGUGUGCAGUGGUUUCGCCAAAAUCCCGGGGGCAGUCUGGUCACCUUGUUUUACAUUCCUUUGGGGACUAAGUCUAAUGGAAGAUUGAAGGCUACCACAGUCGCCGUUGAACGCCAUAGCUCACUGCAAAUUUCCCCUGCCGAGACCUCAGACUCAGCCAUUUACUUCUGUGCCAUUACCACAGUGCUCCCCAGACACCUGCAGCCUGAGCACAAACCCUCAGGGGACAGCCCCCUGCAAGCACAGCCACCUCCCAAGGUCUCCAGCCUACAGGAGUGUCCUGCUUUGGGAAAAUGGCUCCAGAAUCUGCUGAAACUGAAACCUGAUGGCAACACAGAUGGAGGGGUGAGUGGCCAAAAGAAGGACAAAAAGGUCCAGCAGCAGGUGGAACAGCGUCCUCAGUCUUUGAUGGUCCAGGAAGGAGAGACCGCAAUUCUGAACUGUACUUACAAUACCAGUGCAUUUAACUACUUUCAGUGGUAUCGACAAUACCCUGGUCAAGAAGAUUGGCAGUGCUACAUGAGCAACCCCAUUUCCUGUGUGGGGAGCAGCAUCUCCCCCAGGAGCUACAUAAGCGCCCGUCCAGGCUCUCAGAGACACUGGGCUGCCAGCUGGAGGAACAGCUGCCACCGUGUUGGGCACACAUGCCCCAUGGCGCCCUCCAGCCUGCUAUGGGCACUGGUGGCCUUCACCUGCUCAGGAUUCAGUGUGGCCCAGAAAGUUAUUCAAGAUCAACCAACUACAACCAUAGAAGAGGGGUCAGCAGUCACCCUGAAGUGUCGCUAUGAAACAAGUUGGAGUCACUACUACCUGUAUUGGUACAAGCAGCUUCCUGAUGGAAAGAUGAGUUACCUUAUUCAUCAGUCUUCUUCUCAAAACAGAGCUGUAAGCCGUCGCUAUUCUACAAGCUUCCAGAAAGCAGACAAAUCAAUCUCCCUCACCGUUAGAUCCUUACAACUAGAAGAUUCAGCAAUGUAUUUCUGUGCACUCAGUGAUGCACUGUGCUUGAAGUGA